Molecule: messenger RNA, 1614 nt
Organism: Hermetia illucens (black soldier fly)
Lineage: Eukaryota; Metazoa; Arthropoda; Insecta; Diptera; Stratiomyidae
Exons: 5
Coding region: 122-1525 (467 amino acids)
Source: RefSeq, a predicted model, not a curated record
CAGAAAUGUUCUAUAAGCAAUUAUAAUCCAUCUAUAUACCAUAGAACAUUGGGAAUUCAACCAGUUGUGAAUUGAAUCUUGUCGUGGAAAGGAAUCGAAGUUUCCUCAUAGAAGCUGAGAAAUGAUGAUCCUCCUAUUUGGAAUUUUGGCUUUGGUAGCUUCCUGCUGCGGACAACUGCCAGCACAAUGUUACACAUGCGGUCAACAAGCAGCCAUCACCGGGUGCACAGCAAACUGUCCACCACCCCAACCACCCAGACCUGCAGAAUUAAAAUGCGAAGAAGGCUACGUUUUGAGAAAUGGAUUUUGCGAGCAGAAAACUGAUAUCAGAUGCCCCGCCGGGAGCACCCUUCAGGGUGGUCACUGUGUCAUUGUAAGAACUGAGAAUGCAAUUUGUCCCGUUGGGAGUGAAAUGCGUGACGGUCAAUGCGUUAAAAUUUUUGAACGCGUUUGUCCUUAUGGCUAUCAUAUGAUGAAUGGCCAGUGUAUUAGAUCAGAAACGGUACCGGUAUCCUGUCCACCUGGGUCAUACCUGCAAAAUAAUGAGUGCAUUAGAAUUGAGUGCCCCAAGGAUUAUCGCCUUGAAAACGGUUGGUGUGUUCAAAUAAAUCCACCACCAACUCCGCCAUGUGAAUUCAGUUGUCCCACAGGAUAUAUUUUGCAAAACAAUCUAUGCUACCCAAGGCAACCGACCCCUGUGCCACAACCUCCCGUACCGCCAUCUUGUCCUCUAGCACCUCCGGUAGUGGUAACUCCUGCUCCUCAAGUGGAGUGUACUGCUGGUUACAUACUGCGAAAUAAAGAAUGCAUAAGAGAAGAAAUUGAAUGUCCAGAAGGGACUACAUACCGUGGUGGAAAAUGCGAAAGAAUUGCUUGCCCGCCUCCAUCCGUGUGGAAUGGACAAUACUGCGUUCACUACAUUACUCAACAGGGUGCCACUAAUAACACAAAUUUGGUCAACAAUACCCAUACCGUCCACAAUUUCAAUAAUGUUACGCAUGAUACCAAUGUCAACGUCAAUAAUGUUAAUAAUGUUUACAUAUAUAAAGGGGGUGAAGUAGUUCAUGUUACUAACGGGACACAGGUCCCGCCACCACCACCUCCACCAUCUCGACUACAACCUGAACCUGAGCCUGAACCUGAAGUGAUACCGUCACCUCCUUGUUGCACAGUGGUUACGCCGAGAAUAUGUAAACAUUCACAGUCUAGAUGGAGGUGUUUCAAUCGGAAGUAUCAUAGAUGCGGAUCAUUUUGUACGCGUCCUAUAAUCCAGCUGAGACCAACUCAACCUGUUCUCCAGCAUCAGGUCUUAGUUAUGCCACCAACGCCACCUGUCAUGCCGAAUUGUGGACCAUCAGGAUGUUCUGGUCAAGUAAAUUGCUCUGGGUGCCAAACGGGAGGAUAUUGUUCUCCUUCUUGUUAUGAAUAUUCGUGUGGCGAAGAUUGCAUGUAUCAAGAACAGCAAGCGUUUUGUCAAGACUUUGCGGGUCCAGGAUGUGGAGUACAAGACGGAUGCUACAUAUGAGGCUAGAAAGUAGUUAGCAGAUAAAUAGAUAAUAAUGUUGUUCAUGUAUUUUAUCACGGAAUAAACGUUAUGUGUUUUGUCAAUGGGAA